Molecule: messenger RNA, 1113 nt
Organism: Arabis nemorensis
Lineage: Eukaryota; Viridiplantae; Streptophyta; Magnoliopsida; Brassicales; Brassicaceae
Source: the annotation of a GenBank genome assembly
AUGGGAGGUGUCACCGUCACCGUCACCGUCGUGUCUCUCUUCCUUCUCAUCGCCACCGCCAAUUCAGCCGUCGUCUCCUUCCGUGACGGACUGUUACCGAACGGGGACUUCGAGCUAGGACCAAAACCAUCAGACUUGAAAGGAACCGAAGUGGUGAACAAAUUAGCAAUCCCAAACUGGGAAGUCUCAGGUUUCGUCGAGUACAUAACCUCAGGACACAAACAAGGAGACAUGCUUCUCGUUGUUCCCGCCGGUAAAUUCGCGGUCAGGCUAGGGAACGAAGCAUCGAUCAAACAAAGACUCAAAGUGGUCAAAGGAAUGUAUUACUCACUCACUUUCAGUGCAGCUAGGACUUGUGCUCAAGACGAACGGCUCAACAUAUCGGUGGCUCCUGACUCGGGAGUGAUUCCGGUGCAGACUGUGUAUAGUAGCAGUGGUUGGGAUCUUUAUGCUUGGGCGUUUCAGGCAGAGAGUGAGGUUGCAGAAGUUGUGAUACAUAAUCCAGGUGAAGAAGAAGAUCCAGCUUGUGGACCACUCAUUGAUGGUGUUGCAAUGAGAUCUCUUUACCCUCCUCGACCAACCAACAAAAACAUUUUGAAAAACGGAGGAUUUGAAGAAGGUCCAUUAGUACUACCCGGCGCAACCACAGGAGUUCUGAUCCCACCAUUCAUAGAAGACGACCACUCUCCUUUACCCGGUUGGAUGGUCGAGUCUCUCAAAGCCGUCAAAUACGUAGACACGGAACACUUCUCAGUCCCACAAGGUCGCCGAGCCAUUGAGCUUGUAGCCGGAAAAGAGAGCGCGAUCGCUCAAGUGGCUCGGACCAUCAUUGGGAAGACUUACGUCCUGUCUUUUGCGGUUGGAGAUGCUAACAACGCUUGUAAAGGAUCAAUGGUAGUUGAGGCUUUUGCAGGAAAAGAGACACUUAAGGUCCCUUACGAGUCACGUGGAACCGGAGGGUUUAAACGAGCUUCAAUCCGAUUUGUGGCGGUUUCGACCCGAACCAGAGUUAUGUUUUACAGCACUUUCUAUGCAAUGAGAAGUGAUGAUUUCUCGUCUUUGUGUGGGCCUGUGAUCGACGACGUCAAGCUUUUAAGCGUUCGUAAGCCAUAG